AUGAAACGGGAAAAUGACAAAUUUACCCCCGUCUUCUUCAUCCUCCAUGUCAGAUUCUCCGACCCUAAUUCCGUCGUCUGUCAUGCCGUCCCUUCACAGCCGGAGGUGAAGAGGAUUGGAUCGAUACAAUUCCAAAUACUUAGCGCUGAAAACCUGAGAAAUAUUUCGGAGAUGAUAACAGCGGCUCUAGAUGGGCUUGAUCAGUGCAAAAUGCAAAUGGAUUUGUGGCGACAGAUGAGCAUGAACUUGAUUUACACAUUCCUUGCACAUUCUUUUCCUAGCUCUAGAGUACGUACGUAA
This is a messenger RNA of Microthlaspi erraticum, 300 nucleotides long. Lineage: Eukaryota; Viridiplantae; Streptophyta; Magnoliopsida; Brassicales; Brassicaceae. The record is from the annotation of a GenBank genome assembly.